Messenger RNA from Stylophora pistillata, 674 nucleotides. RefSeq lists its product as uncharacterized. The record is from RefSeq and is a predicted model, not a curated record. NCBI's taxonomy places the organism in Eukaryota, Metazoa, Cnidaria, Anthozoa, Scleractinia, Pocilloporidae.
ACUGCGCUUCUAAUAUCCUUUGGAGAUUUUAUUCUUAAAGUUACGAAUUCAAAAUGGGUAUUUUAAGAAUCUUCAGAAGUUUAAACUGCUUUAGUUCAGGACAGAGGAAACAUAAGUCGAAGAAGCAAAUGGAAAAAGAACUCUCAAGCAUGCAAGAACUGGUCAGAAUACUUGAAGAAGAUAUCCAGAUCACAAGGAAUACUGUUGAGUUGUUCAAGCAGCGACAAAGAGCUGUGGAGGAUAAAGAAAAGAUGAGAAGAAACACCAGGCACAAUCUGAUGGCUCAAGUAGAGCAGAUUGAGAGUGAACUGGGACGAGCAUUAGAGGAACGCAAGGAACUAAUGUCACUGAUCAUUGAAUGCGGCAUUCGCAAAACGGCCUUGGAAAAAGAUGUUCAAGAGAUGGAAAAGAAGGCGGAGUUCUUCUGGGAAGACCUGUAUGAUCCAUCUCCAGAUCCCAAAACACGCGCCAAAGCAUGGCAAGAGAAUCUGCGUCCUGUGCGUUCAAUGAAUGACUUGAACAAGGCGGUGCCUAAGCCACCCCUGUGCUUCGCACAGGACGCAGAUGAUCUCCCAUUGUGGGAUGUACCUUAUGAUGCGAGUGACGACGAACUCUUUACAGAAAGACUCAGAAAUGAAGUUUUGAUUACAAAAAGCAAAGAAACCUUCGCUUAA